Thrips palmi is the source of this 5549-nucleotide messenger RNA. RefSeq names its product ubiquitin carboxyl-terminal hydrolase MINDY-1-like. Gene Ontology annotation, cellular component: cytosol; cell periphery. Gene Ontology annotation, molecular function: K48-linked deubiquitinase activity; cysteine-type carboxypeptidase activity; cysteine-type deubiquitinase activity. Lineage: Eukaryota; Metazoa; Arthropoda; Insecta; Thysanoptera; Thripidae. The coding region runs from base 368 to 1984 and encodes 538 amino acids. The record is from RefSeq and is a predicted model, not a curated record. Gene Ontology annotation, biological process: protein K48-linked deubiquitination. The transcript is spliced from 11 exons.
GAGGGAUGAGGCUAGCCAAAUUUAAGAGGGAGGGAAUGUGAAUGGGCGUGAUAGAGAGACGUUCAAGUUCAUAGUAUUGAGUUUAUUUGUCGUGAAGAUAAUCGCGUUGUUCAUCAUUGUCAUGCCCAGCAAAGUGAAGGGUACCCAGUAAAUGUUUGAAAUCAGUCGGAGGCGACAACAGUAGCUGGAGGAAAAUGUCCGUGGAAGGCCAAUAAAUCUGUCCCAGUGACGUGCUUGUGUUUUGGUUGGUUUCCAUCAACGAACCGAGUACCUCCUCCCCUCAGUCUGUCGCGAACGCUUCAUUGUCAUUGCCACGCGGAAUUGACAUGAUUGUAAUUUAAUCGUUGCAGGACAAGCCAACGCCAACAUGGAUGAGUCAUCCCUGGACAUUCAUCCUGCCAAAGGCUUCACAGAUGAAGUUGGGAAUUGUCAACCAUCUGUGCUUCAGUCUGAGUCAUCAUCCUCAAAUUCCUCACCUGCUGAAAUGGGAAGAACUGCCAUUGCCUCUGCCAUAAAUGAAGGAGACACUCAAUCCAGCGGCGCUCAUACAGCCAAAAGUAUUUCGCCUGCUUCACCAGAUAGUACAGAAUUAAAAGUACAAAUUUGCACUUCUCAAGAAGAUGGUGUUCUAGAAACUACAGCUCAGAAAAUGAACUCACUAUCAAUUGAGCCUGUGGCCAGUUCUGAAGCCAACAUUAAGACCAGCAAGAAGUCUUCAUCAGAAAGCAGCCCUGUCUCAUCAAGUAAAGGUCCUGAAGAAUACCAGUUGAAGUGGAUUAUGUGGCAUGAACACAAAACUCCCAUCAUAACACAGAACCAGAAUGGACCUUGCCCGUUGAUAGCUAUUGCAAAUAUCCUCCUCCUUCGGGGUAAAAUGAAGCUCUCGGCAAAUGCAUCAAGUAUCACGUCGGAGGAACUUCUGACUCAUGUUGCAAACAACAUUGUUGAAAGUAGACCAGAGGAUAAUUCUGAAGAGAUAAUGCGGAACUUUGAACAAAACAUGCAUGAUGCAAUGUCUCUGCUCCCUCAGCUGCAUUCUGGCCUUGAUGUCAAUGUUAAAUUUACGGGGGUUACUCAUUUUGAGUUUACUGAGGCAUGCACUGUGUUUGAUUUACUCGACAUUUCCCUGUACCAUGGCUGGGUUGUCGAUCCUCAAGCAACUGAGACGGUAACAGCUCUAGGACAUAUGGGAUAUAAUCAGUUAGUGGAGAUGAUCAUUCAGGAUAAGAUGGCUGAUGAUUCUACUAAAGUUACCAGAGCUUUAUUGGCAGAACAAUUUCUUGAAAGCAGCGCCUCCCAGUUGACAUAUCAUGGAUUAUGUGAACUGAACUCUGUUAUGGCUGAUAAUGAGCUGGCUGUUAUCUUCAGGAACAACCAUUUCAGUACAAUAUUCAAACGAAGGGUUCCAACAUCAAGUAGACAGCAGAGCACUCAACAAGUGCAAAAUGAACUUUUUCUACUAGUGACAGACCAAGGUUUCCUCCAUGAGUAUAAUGUGGUUUGGGAAAUGUUUUGCAAUAUUGAAGGCGACUCCAUGUUUGUGGAUAGUGACUUCAAAAAUGUCCCACCAAAGACAACAUCAGAUUUCUCCCCUGCAGCAACAACUAUGUCUCAGAUUGAUCAAGACUAUAUGGUGGCUUUGGCAUUGCAAGAAGAUAUGCAGCGUCUUGAUGAAUCAUGGGAUGAUGUUAAAAAGUCUCAUCCCGAUGAGGACCUGUCUGAACUUUCAGAUGAGGAGUUGGCUCGUUUGCUGCACAAACAAGAGUUGGAUGGAGUUGCAGAAGAAGAAAGAGUUAAUAAACAACUUUUGGAGCAGACACAACAGGCCCCAUUGAAAAGUUCUCAGGCAUCACCACCAUGCUCUUGCAAUCCAUCUGAAUGCAAUCAUGGAACCCCUGUUCGCAGUGUUGAGACCUGCUCUCCUAAUCCAGCAGGUUCCCCCACAUCCUCAUCCCACAAAAAGAAUGCUUGCUCGGUGCUCUGAUAAAUGCUUUCCAGGCCUGCAUUUACCUAAUGCAUGGCUUGGAGGUGAAACUACGAAGGUAACAAGUGCUCUCACGCAGCAAAUCAAUUUUGUGCAUCUUCAGGGGCAAAGGAGGAAUAUUUUAUCUGAGCUAUAUUGAAUUGGAAAUCACAAGCUGAUUUGUUGCCUUGUUUUGUGUCUUAGUUAAUGUUAAGUGUAUAGGCUGGCGACUUCGUUUACUUGUUAUAGUGCAUGUAAUAUAGCUUUAAUAACAUAUGGAGCAGAUCGACACAACCAGCACAUCUGCUAUUUUUUACAAGCUCCGUGCUUGCUCUUUUUAAAAUCCUUUUCUGGAUAUAUUUUAUUUUUUUCUAUCUGCAUUUCAAUUUGCUUUUUAAUGUGAAGCUGUUACUCUACUGACAUGGUUGAGGGCUUUCAUUAACAAAAAAAAUAACUGCAGGAGUUUGUGACGAAAGCAACUGCAACCCUUGUUUAUUAGUCUUUUCAUCAUAGCCACCGGCUGAAAGAGGAGAAAAUAUUUGCAGUUUUGCAUUGAAAUCCAUUGUGCUUUGUGUCAAAUAAUGUGUCCCACUUUCAUUGAAUCAGUUCUGACCUGUUCUCCAGAGGUGGUCAUUUGGACCUUCUUGUUCUUGGCUGAGUGCGGCCGAGCCUAGUGCAAAAGUGCAGUUUCAUCAUAGUGACUUUUGGUCAUUGCUGUUUGGAAGGCCAGGCUUGGAGCUUAAAUCAUAUAUUUGGCAUUUAUUUGUGAACCUCCAAACAGCGCUUUUUGUUAUUGCAAGUUAUAUUGUUGAAAUUCAUCUGUAGGUUGUCUUGGUUAGAUAUUUGUGGGCGCUGCACUGAGAAAUAGAAUUAAGCUUUUUGAUUAGUUGUAAUUCUAAGUUCGUUAUAAAAAAGAGAUUUUACAAAUGUUGAUAUCUUCAAGUUACUCAAAAUCUUUGUGUCAUGUUUUGAGUGUGCCAGAGGUGUUCAUUUUAUCUAAACUUCGAUUGAUUGUGAUGUCCUAGAUCUGUAGAACCUACAAUGUUUACCUAUCUACCAGUAAUUACUCUAUCUGUUAGAUUUCAGAUUUGUUUCUUCUGUUGCCUUGUGUGGCAUAUUGUUGGAUCAAUGUUGUUGGUUCUCGGGAUAGCUGUUCAAUUGAUGUUUCAGAAUGACACCAAACAAAUAGCUAUGUGCCUUAUUUAAAUUUUAGCUCUUCUUAUAAUAUAGUGAGUGAUAAUAUCAUCUGUUGAAUCAUAAGAAUUUUUAUCUAUUUCGUGUGUUAUAUAUAUAUGUAGCCAAAGAAAUCACUUAAUUUUGUAAACCAUUUUGAUUACUCCAUGUGCUAUAAAAUUUAAUUGUGACUAGCUGACCUGUUCUGUGAUGAAUAUGAGCUCAGCUGACAAACAUUAUCCCCCGUUAAGUAAUUACCUUGUCUUUUUUGUUUUUCCCCUUCAUGUAGAAAGUGCGUAUGGUAUGUGUGAAUUUGUCUGGCUAGUUGGUUGAAAGUUAUUGGUAACUUAUGCAAUAUGCAAACAGCAAUAUUUAUGAAAAAUGAGUUGAAAUAUGUUUUUCACAUUAGAGUGCUGUGAAAUAUACAGGGUAUAUUUUCAUGAUUAUUUGUCUGUGAUUUUUGUCAUCAAUGAAGAUUGAAAAGGUGGAGUACACUUUGUAUACUGUUAAAACUUUUAAGAAGCCCUGCUAUGUUUUAAGGGUGCUUUUAGCUAACUACAGUCUCUUUUUGUUAAUUCAAGUAAGCCAGGUUCUAUUUUGCUAAAAGACCUCUUCACACAUGCAAUUUGUUUGUCAGCUCAGCUCCUAAGCAUCUUGUUUGAAAAAGCAAUAUGUGAUGGUGUUGUGUUCAUUGCUUGCUAAUGUAAAAGUAUAGUGAACUUCAGGGUUAAAGGAAAUAAUUCCUUCUGAUUAUAAGAUUCCAAACCAUUGUUUGGAAGGUAUAAAAUAUUUUACAAGCUAUGCAAUUACUGAAUGAAUGUAGAGCUGCUAUGUCAAUUUAAAACAAAGAGUGAGCAACACCACGUGUGUUUUAUCGCUGUUUAAAACAACAACAAAAAAACAGUUAAUUAUUUGAAGUAUGCGGCCUUGUCCUGAGAGUUGUACUGUUGCCAACCCAUUUUUUUUUUUUUUUUUUAAUCGGACUUUGUUAAUUGACAAAGAGUUUUGUGAAAAACAACAAAUUGUGUAACUUGACCCUACAUAGAACAGGAUCGUUGUGCUUUUUAGUGCAUAAUAGAUGUACUGGCAAAUAUAUUAAAUGAUGAAUGAAUAAAUGUUGCCACUACAUGAAGUGUGAUGAUUAUUGUUUUUUUGUUUUGAUUAAAAUUUGUUUCUAAAGGAACUAGUGGAUGUUUGUAGUGCUCUUGUUCUGAGUGAGAUAGAUCUUUUCAAUCAAUUUUGUUUUCUUAUGCCUCCCUCUUAUCUUUUGUUAAUUAAAGGGUGUAUGUUCGUCUUUGAAUGUAGUAAGUUAUUGGAAAGAAGUGUUGGUUUUAGAAUAGCUCCUUAAUAAGAUUUGUGUAAGUUGCCUUUUUCAAAAACUAAUAAGAAACAAAAAAAAACCUUCUUUCAAAAAGGAAGGUUAUUGUAGAAACAGUUUUAUUGAUUUGAAAUUCAAGCGUGCAUAGUAAAUGCUUUCUACAAUCAAACCACAUUUUGUACUUGGUUCACACUAGAGUCUCAUGCUGAGCCUUCUCAUUUCCAUAUCUCUGAACUCACCUGUGGACGCACCCUACUCUUGUGUCUCAGUGAUUGCCUUAUUAUAAACAGCUUGAUAAAUCCCUCAAAAUUGAUUGAUUACAAUCGUUCAGGAUUAAAGGCAUACUCUAGAAGAUGAGGUGAAAAUAGCGUCAAUAGAUCACUCUGUAUUUACCACUGUAGAUUUAUUCUUUGUCAAAUUUUUCCUUGCCAAUGGAGAGACAUUUAAAAAGUGGUAUAGGACAGUCUAUAUGUGAGAUGGUCUCCUGCAAUUUGUAUGCACUUAAUUUCUAACUUUCUGUUUCUGUUCUUUGUCAUUAGCUCAGAAAACCGUUUGGGAUUGGAAGCUAAACAUUUCUAUUUAAUAUUUCUGUAUAAACUGUGAUGAAUUGCUAUUCAGAGUUAAUUGUACCACAUUUAAUUAAGCUUUUGAAUACCUAGUUAAGAUGUCUGCCAGAAAAAGAUGCAUGUAAGUCGCUCAUUGGAGGUCUUCUAGUUCAGCAAAAUGUCCUACUAAAUCAAGUAAAUGUACCAACUCCAAGCUUAUCCCUUAUAAUUCAUGCACCAUAAGUGCCAGUGUUAUGCAAAGAUGUUAAAAGUCAGUUAUAAUAAAUUAUUUUCAGUAUUAUGUAUACUUAAAAAUUCAGAGGUAUGUUUUGUUAGAGUUUUUAAGGUAGCUUUUGAAGUAAACCUACUAUUUUUAUGAUUGUCUCAUCUAGUCAGAUUAAGUUAAAGACAACUCAAGGAAUUGAAUUGUAAUUCAAACUGGAUGAUGUGUCACGUGCAUGGUUAUUUGUGGAUCCGUUACUGAGCUUAUUUUCUUCAUACUUCUUGUUGCAUUCAAAAAUUUAAAAAAUAAACAAAAUUAAUCAGCAAA